Messenger RNA from Dalotia coriaria, 4116 nucleotides. RefSeq lists its product as uncharacterized. Gene Ontology annotation, molecular function: zinc ion binding; RNA polymerase II transcription regulatory region sequence-specific DNA binding; DNA-binding transcription factor activity, RNA polymerase II-specific. Gene Ontology annotation, biological process: regulation of transcription by RNA polymerase II. The transcript has 3 exons. The coding region runs from base 440 to 2674 and encodes 744 amino acids. NCBI's taxonomy places the organism in Eukaryota, Metazoa, Arthropoda, Insecta, Coleoptera, Staphylinidae. The record is from RefSeq and is a predicted model, not a curated record. Gene Ontology annotation, cellular component: nucleus.
GGUCAGCGCUCAGUCAUGCCUGAGUCGUGCUGUCGUUCGGUCGUAGUUCUCGCGGUAUACGGUUCGGUUCACGUCGGUUUAGUUCGGUUAAGGGAAUAUCAAUACCGCCCUCACAUUGCGCAAACUCGUGUGUACUAAAUUCCUUCGUGUUUGUUUGCUAAAACGUGGUUUACCCUUUGCUUUGCAAGUGACUCUACUAAGACGUGCUGUCUAUUUAUAGCCGCCCCCUACUUCUAUGCAACUUCUGCUGCAUAGGCACUUUUGUAAGUUUGUCCAAGCGACUCGAAGAGAUCGGAUAUAUUCGCAAUGAUGUGAUAACGCCCCAUUCUACUGUUGCGCGGCAACAUACACGUCAUAACCUCCAAUUUCACAGCAGUUACGCACCACUUCGCUGAAAAUCAGCAAAGUUUUGUGUUUAUGACUCAAAGAACCUACGACAAUGGACGCCGAUUUGUUCGCAUGUCGGCUGUGCAGCAACACGGAGGAAUUGGUGGACGUCGGCGAUAAAAAAACACAAUUCGCUGCUGAAUAUCGGAAUAUUGUUAAAAUAAUGACUGGAAUUAAGAUUAAACCAAAUGACAAACUUUCCUCAAUCUGCCGUUCGUGUUUAAAACGUGCGAUUGAAAACUACGACUAUCGCAGAAGUGCGAUUCAACGCAAUGCAGAACUGACAAAGAAACGUGAAGAACUAGAGAAUAGAAUCAAAGAAGAUGAAGAAGCAGUGAAAAUAUUGACUGGAGAAGUUUCCUCAACAGAUAACAAGACCAAUUCAAAUGUAUUUGAUGAAAAUACAGAGGAUGAAAGUGAUGAGGUUGAAUUUGUUUCAAUUUCAUUGGACAUCACGUCGAAGGAAACUGCAACAACAUCCAGCGCAUGCGCGAGCGCAACACAAACAAAACCUGAACAAAUCGUAUCUCCUGACGCGAACCAAAACUGUGAUAAUAAUCAACGCGUAGAAGACUCUCACACUGAAACUGAAACAGUGAAUGAAGAAAUGACUGCUUCUCCUGCAGUUGAUGGUAAUAUUCUCCUUAUACAUAACACAAACACAGAGAAUGUAGCAACAAAAACUGUCAAACAUGUUGAUUUUCCGCCGACUGAUGGUAAUAUAGGUCUCUGUAAUAAUGACAACACUGAAACAGAGUUUGUUGUAAGGAAGAGUGUAAAACGGGCUGCAUCCCUUGCGGCUGACGAUAAUAUAGUUCUCUGUAAAGAAGACGAAGCAUUCGAUGAUGACACUUCAAGUUCCGAAAGUAUUACAACAGAAAAACAACUGCAUCCUUCUCUAAAAAGGAUAAUUAACCAAUAUCCGAAUAUUCGCCUACCUGCUUCGGUUUACAAAACAACAUUUCCUGAAGUACGCGUGGAAUUAACUCACGACGCCGUAAAACGUCAGAUUGUUAAACUAAAACGACGUUUCCGAAGAGGAUACAAGAAGAAAGUCAAGAUACCGACUUCUCCACGAGACCUUCCUAUACAAAGACUUGAAAUACCCGAUGUAAUGCCCACAACAUCAAAGGAACUGAAAGAAUUGGUCACUUCUUCGCUGGGUUUACAACGCACCGGGCCAGAAACCCCACAGAAAACUCCUGCGAUAAGUAUAUCUUUACCUACAUUAACAAUUUCACAUGUAGAUGUCAUCCGUAAUCCUGAAUCGAUUGAGAAAACACCUGAGAAGUCAUGGAAUAAUCGUUUAGGAUUCACCACGCCCAUUGACACCGAAUAUUCUCAACUGCGUUUAUCUCCGACUGAAUUCCUUGAUACCAUUGACGAUGAGAAUGAAGAUGUGGAUAUGACUGCUGCGGGUGCUGAGGAGGAAUGCAAUCCGGGUGAUUAUAGUCUGAUUAAGGUAGCGGAUGAGGAAACGAUUUAUAUUUGUGACCAGUGUCACAAGGUGUUUCAAAAAAAGAGCAAUUUCAAUCGGCAUAAGUUGAUACACUUACGAUGCGUGUUUUGUGGGGUUAGGUGUCUGUCAAAGGAAAAUCUACAGGCGCAUGUGCGUACAAAAUGCCCGAAGAGGACACGCAAGGUUAGUGUACGACUUGUACCUAUGGAACGCGAUGCAAAAGUUAAACAUUUAUUGCCUUCGACGUUUUUCAAAGAAAUAAACAAAGAAAAAGAUGCUGAAGUUGCGGAAUUGCCGGUUGUAAAUGAUAAUUAUUCAGCGUUUGAUGUUGCGUUGCAAUAUUUUCGGAAUGAUAAUAAUGAUGAGUUGUCUGAUGUGGAGAGUAUACAUCUUUUGAAGGAGGAUGACGCGGAAAGUGGUGAGGUUAGGUUAGAAUCAAUUGAAGAAGAUGAAGAAGCUGAAACAACGCCUGUAAUAGAAGAAAAUUCAACUGAUGUAGACACAGUGGAGGCUGAAACUGCAGUAAUAAAACAUGAUGUUAGUUAUGGUGUUGAUUUUGAGGAAACAGCGACCUCUGUUAUCUUCGGUGAUGCGCAGGAUUAUGAGGCUGAAGCUGCGCCUGCGCUACGAGUGACAGAUGGCAGUAAUGUCAAUCAAUUGCAAAUGGAUGAAGCUUUUCAUAUUCAAAGACUGUCGCAAGGCUGCAAACAAUCUGACACGCACACAACUGCGCAGGUGCAAGUAACUCCGAAGGAUUUCAUCGCUAUUGAGAAUUCUGGGCAAGCGCUGUUCAUUAAAGGCUUGGCGAAUGUUCCUGGCAGCGGAUGAAAUCAUCCCGAUUGAGUUGUGUUAUCAACCUAAGAAGUUCAAGGUGAGGAUUGCGGAUUAUUUGCCGCCGGUUCCCGAGGAGAAGUUUUAUGAUUUCAGUCGUGCUAUGCCUGUCUCAUUGCAAUCGUAUCAGCAUAUGACACAGAAACGGACGAUUUAUAAUUUUAUGUCGCAGAAUGCUACAAAUGUUGAUUCUUCAAAGGAAAAGGAAAAGCAGAAAACUGCUAUAAAGCCUAAUAAUGAUGUUUGUGGAGUCAAUAACAAGUCUAUUCUGUCAACUUUUUCUGGUGUAAAUUUAUCGAAUUUCACUGGGAAAAAUGAAAUGUUUGGCUGUGCAACAUCAACGCCAUCUACAAUUACAGGCAGAGGUGGGAGAUAUAAUAAAAAAGCAAAUUGUGGCGAUACAACACCGACUAACAUACGAAUAAUAGCGACUGGAAAUGGUGUCAUUCUAAAGUCUGUUUUACAAAAACCCACCGAUUCCAAACGCACUUCAGUUAGUACCAACAAUAACAUGAAUCAGCUUCCAAAAGUACACCCAGUUGUUGUUGUCAUAGACGAUGAUGCAGCAGAAACACCAAAAACUUCAGAAAUGUCAAAAAUCACGCCAUCUUCCAGCUCUGCAAGCAAUACAACAUCAAAUAAUGUGAAAUUAACCAUGGAUACAACAGUAAACGUUGUUAAACCCGCAGUACGACCAGUUAUCAAGGUUCUAACACCGCAGGAUAUCAACAAUAAGAAAAUAGUAAGAAAAACUACAUGAAUACCAAAACAAAACAAUCGCCGAAAUCACCAGCGACAACAGCGACAUCUAUACAACCUACACCUGUACCUUAUAAUAUCCCUGUCACUGUAACCCCUCCAAUAGUUACAUUGACAAGCACUACGCCUGCAGCAAAUCAAAUAUCACCACUGAAAAGUCCAACAUCGUUAAAUUUCUCCACAAUUUCACAACCUCCAUCAGAUAAUCCUAAUAAUACAACUAAUACAAACAAGAAGAAGAAGCCAAAUCCACCAAAAUCAGCUCCCCAGACGAAAUUACCAAAGAAAAGAACACUCGAGAGUGCUGAGGUGAAGGCAGCGAGAAAUCAACGAAGGAAACUAGCUCGAAUGAAACAAAAACAACUAAAACAGCAGGAAGCGGAGAAGUUGCGCGAGGUAACCGCGCAGAUUCCUAUUGCUCCGAUGCCAGUGGCGCCACCACUAAAUGUCACUUUAGACAGCUUAACACCGAAGACUUAUAUAUGUUCGUUCAGUCGGCCUGUGCCGCCGGUUGCCACCGCGAAUUAUGCGAAUAAUAGAUUCACGCCGGAGAUACCCGGCCUUGGAUUCUAUGUCAACUAUUCAUAAUCGAGGACGUUCAUUGUUUAUUAUCAUUACAAAGUAAUAUUAAUGAUUAUCUCUUAUUAUUAUUAGUCAUUACAAAUACAUUUUCUAAGAUA